Molecule: messenger RNA, 1378 nt
Organism: Marasmius oreades (fairy-ring Marasmius)
Lineage: Eukaryota; Fungi; Basidiomycota; Agaricomycetes; Agaricales; Marasmiaceae
Exons: 10
Coding region: 399-1268 (289 amino acids)
Source: RefSeq, a predicted model, not a curated record
GACGGAUCGGAGUCAUUGUUUAAAAUCUUCCAAAAUCCACCUGUAUUUCCCUUUCAUAUUUUUUUAUUGGGCACAUGCACUUACAGUUUUAAUUAUACAGCAUUUCAUGUAGGCAAUAUCCUGGCCUGCCCGUUGUGAACGUGCAUUGGUAAUUUCAGGGUCGCUCUGCCAACACUUGCAGGUCCAUUGGGGCUACUUAAAUUCAAAUUCAUAGGAAUCAUGAACAACGUUCCUUCGGCUGUGCAGGCCCCAACCUCUUCCUCGCGGUCUCGUACUCUUUUCGUUCGGUGUCUGCAGGACAGUCGUAAGGUCCCUUUCAAUCCAAGACCAGGCUUGACGCCCUGGCUUAUUAUCCUACACUAUCCCCUACUAUUAUUCUCACAGAUAGAAGGAAACUUAUGGACGCACCCCACCAGAAGGAGCUGUUCAUAUCAAGCUCUGUUUUCUUUGCGUUGCAGUUGACUGGUGGCUUGGGUCUCUCUCUCCUCGCAAUCAUCGUUGCCGCAUUUCCGAACGUCAAUCGACAUCCAACCUGGUUCAGCUUCUGCAUCUCAUGGAGUAUGAGUGCCAUCUCAUAUUCCUUACUACUCCUCGCGGGACAGAAGAAUAGGGCUCCGAUAUUUCAGUUGUGUGCGACUCAAGCAGCGUUGGUAUAUUCUGCGCCUGUUCUAACCGGAAUGACGACCUUUGCGAUGUUUUUCCAUGUAUACUUAACGAUCCACACGGCUCUAACGAAGGCAGACUUAUCCCGUAUAAGAGGACUCAGAAAACUGCUCAUCAUCACGCCCUACGCUAGCUGGACCAUAUCCUUCGUCGCCCUUCUUGUUUUCUCCGCGAUUAAACCGGACUACGUUCAGAUGGCCGACAACGGCUAUUACUGUAACUUCUCGACUCCAGUACCGAAGAGAAUAUCUGCCUCAGUCUCGUUCAUCUUUCUCACCGCCAUCGUCGCCUUUGAAGGGAUAAUCACUGUCUGCCUUUACCGACAAUGGAGGCGACUAUCCACUAUUGGCCCCAAAGCAGUGAACAUGACGAUCAGAGUGCUGAUAUUCGGAAUAGGAGCUAUCCUAGCAUGGAUCCUUUGCAUUAUCUACUUAAUCCCAGUAAUCGUUGCCAGUCCAUCUAUUGAUAUCAUCCUUGCGAUCCUUCCGUUUCUUGGGCUAAUCAUCUUUGCUACUCAAUCCGAUCUUUACCACGGGCGAGGUUCGAACCGUGCUAGCAGCAUGUCGUCCUCAAAACUCACCGAGAUACCUUCUGCUACACUUUGAAAGGAGUGAAAGUCUAAGAAGAGUACGACUUGGGGAGUCAGUACUGAACGUUGAACGUUCUGAAUGGUCGGUAAUGUAUGAUAUUGUAUGAAGAAUGAACAAAUGCACCG